Messenger RNA from Austrofundulus limnaeus, 968 nucleotides. Its product is annotated as sarcoplasmic/endoplasmic reticulum calcium ATPase 2. Gene Ontology annotation, cellular component: membrane. Gene Ontology annotation, molecular function: ATP hydrolysis activity; ATP binding; transporter activity. NCBI's taxonomy places the organism in Eukaryota, Metazoa, Chordata, Actinopteri, Cyprinodontiformes, Rivulidae. The record is from RefSeq and is a predicted model, not a curated record.
GCCUCCAUCAAGCUGUGCCGCCAGGCCGGCAUCCGUGUCAUCAUGAUCACUGGGGACAACAAGGGCACAGCCGUGGCUAUCUGCUGCCGCAUCGGCAUCCUGACCGAGGACGACGACGUGGAGCGCAUGGCCUUCACCGGGCGGGAGUUCGACGAGCUGUCGUCCCACGCCCAGCGGGAGGCUGUGACCCAGGCGCGCUGCUUCGCUCGCGUCGAGCCGUCGCACAAGUCCAAGAUUGUGGAGUUCCUGCAAGGAUUCGAUGAAAUCACUGCCAUGACAGGAGAUGGAGUGAACGAUGCCCCUGCAUUAAAGAAGGCAGAGAUUGGCAUUGCUAUGGGCUCGUUUUGACGACUGAAGAGGGCAAAGUCUUGACUGGUGGCUCCAGAAUAAAUUCUUUUAGUUUUUUUUUUUUGACCUGUGUGCAUCUUUUUCCAUUAUUUUCUGCAUUAGGCAGAGCACAGCUACCUCAGUGCUGUUAUUAAAACCACCACAUGUAUCUGAUCACCAUUUUACUCAUUCCAAGUGUUGAGGUAAGGACCACGUUUUGGUGUAUACACAAACCUGUUGCACACAGCUGUUUUUUAUUUAUUAAUUUUUGCUUUAUUACACAUUUAUUUUCCUCACACGAAGAUAAACUGAUGUUACUAGUUUAAAUAAUUUAUUUCCCACACCUGUUAAAUGUACUUGAAGAAAACACAUUUCAAGUUUGCUCUGUUGUCAAUUAAGCCUGUUUGUGUUCAUUUUCCUUUCUAAAUACAGUCAGUUUUGUUCGUAUGUAAAUGUGCAUAUACUGUACUUGAAUGUGGGGGGAAAGCACCAAGAAGCUGUUAAUUAUCAGCUGAGCACAACAUGAACGGUUCAAAAAGGACUCCUUAAAGUUGAUUGUUCAGUUUGUAUAUGUGUACAUAGCACACAGAAUAGAGUCUAUGUAUAUUUUUUGUUGAUAUGGAAACACUCCGUACAUUUAA